UAAAGUGCCUGCCAUGCUAUUAAACCACAAAAUAAAAACAAUUCUUAAAAAACGUGUUAUAGUUAGAAACAUAAAUACUGUUUAUGUUAAAUAAAAAUUGCAGUUUUAAUAAUCUGUAAGUGGAUAGGAAAACCAAAGAAAAACAUGAGUAUUUUUCAUGAUGAAAUUGAAAUUGAAGAUUUUGAAUAUAACGAAGAAGAAGAAAUGUAUUAUUAUCCUUGCCCGUGUGGUGACAGAUUUCAAAUUUCAAAAGAAGAUUUAUAUAAUGGAGAAGAAACUGCAGAAUGUCCCAGCUGUUCAUUAAUCGUAAAAGUUAUUUAUGAUAAGGAAUCGUUUAUAAGAGAAGUAGAUGAAGAAAUAAGUAGGGAGAAUACGCAGACGCAGGUGCUGGAUAUAAAUAAAUAGUUAAUGAAUAAUAUUGUGAAACAAAUUCUAAGUUAAAAUUUUAAAUUUUUGUUAUUUUAGUUUUAAUGUAAUGUAAAAAAUUCUGACGAAUAAGAAUAUAAUUUUAAAAGCUCUUUAUAAAAAUUAAAUGAUGUACAUAUUUAUUCAUAUAUUGUAAAUAAAAAUGACUAAUUAAUACUUCAAAGCUAAAUCUAUUAAGGAAACAUAAAACUAAGGAAUGAAUUUGGUUGUUUUAAUAGUUAUGUUUUCAUCUUAACAGACAGGCUAGACUUACUAUUAAAUAUCAGACGCCCUAUAGAAAAAUUCUAUGUUACAGUUAUAUAUGUUGUUAAAGUCUCAACAGCUAAAUAAAUUUAAUAUUAGUAAAUCCUUGC
This is a messenger RNA of Condylostylus longicornis, 779 nucleotides long. RefSeq names its product diphthamide biosynthesis protein 3 (gene Dph3). NCBI's taxonomy places the organism in Eukaryota, Metazoa, Arthropoda, Insecta, Diptera, Dolichopodidae. Gene Ontology annotation, biological process: protein histidyl modification to diphthamide. Gene Ontology annotation, molecular function: metal ion binding. The record is from RefSeq and is a predicted model, not a curated record. Bases 145 to 405 code for a protein of 86 amino acids. The transcript has 3 exons.